AUGCAGAAUCAGACCCGUAUUAUUGCUACGGAAGCCACUCGUGAGGCUCUUAAUUCAUCAGAAUUCAUUGCCUUUAUUAAGAAAGAGACCGGCUUCACUGUCGAAUUGCUUCCAAAAGAGGAAGAAGGGAAAAUUGGCGCAUUCGGAAUCGCUAGCAGCUUUACGUACGUUGGAGGCCUAGUGAUGGAUCUCGGCGGAGGGAGCACACAGAUCACCUGGAUGAUAUCUCGUGAGGGACAGGUCCAAAUGAGUCCAAGAGGAGCUUUUAGCUUUCCGUACGGAGCUGCUGCCCUUACUCGACUAUUGGAAAAUGCAAAGGCCGGAAAAUCAAAGGAAGAGGCUGACAAAGCUAUUGCGGAGCUCAGGGAUGAGAUGAAGAGAAACCUACUCGACGCGUAUCGCAAACUCGACAUACCGCAAGAUUUGAUGGAUGUUGCCAGACUCUACGGCGGAUUUCAGCUCUACCUCUGUGGCGGGGGCUUUCGCGGUUGGGGGUAUCUGCUACUCUACCAAAGUCAGGUCCAUGGACAACAUUAUCCUAUAUCCAUUAUCAACGGCUUUGCGGCGGAUAAAGCUCACUUUGAAGAUGUCGAAAGCUUGGAAGAAGUUGCCCGUACCGCCCGUCGAAUCUUUCGCAUCUCGGACCGGAGACGGACACAGGUUCCAGCAGUUGCGUUCUUGGUUAACGUUCUGGCGGAGGCGAUCCCGUUCGGUAUCAAGAAGGCACGAUUUUGUCAAGGUGGAGUACGUGAAGGGGUGCUGUUCCAAGAGCUACCGUACUCUGUCCGGAGGCAACAUCCACUUGAAGUCGCUACUGCCCGGUUUGCGAAACCAUCAUCUCUGGCUAUUGGAGAUCUACUUCUAUCGGCCAUUCCACCUUCAGGAGGUAAUGAGCCAAGAUCAUUUCCAUUGUCUAUUUCUACAGAAGUUAUCCGCUCUCUGGCCAACGUAUUAUUUGAACACUCUGACUUGUCGAAGGAAUCUUCCUCAAGUGCAGCCUUAUACAGCACUAGCACAGGUAUCUUGGCUUCAGCACAUGGGGUGUCUCACACUGACCGCGCACUUCUGGCGUUACUUUUUGAAGAGCGUUUCGAAGGCGAGUUGCCUCCGCGCGAAUCUCAUUAUAAAGCAUCCCUUCGUGGGCUCCUCACUCCUGAGCAGGUCUGGUGGACUCGCUACAUAGGAAAGGUGGCAAUGGUUAUAGCCAGAGUUUAUCCAGCUGGGCUUGUUGACGAAAGCAAUCCGCGAGUAGAAAUUUCUGCCCAGUGGGCGGCAGAUUUAGGGAAGAAUGGUGGUAAGGACGGCGUGGAACUGAAAUUCUCUGUUGCAAGGAUUCCGGGAGAUCCUUACUUAUUAAAAGACACCAUGGGACACCUCUCACGGGAGAUUGAAAAAAUAGGCAAGAAAAAGAACUGGAUUGGAGGUAAGGAGGGAUGGGGAAUGAAAGUGAAAGUUGUUAUUGAGGAAAAGGAUCUAGUGCACCAUCAGCCAAUGCUUGUCGAGGAAAGGGAAGAACAGGAAGAGGGAGAAGAAAGAGAGUGGGAAUUUGAGGGUAAUAAGGUUUGA
Molecule: messenger RNA, 1566 nt
Organism: Exophiala xenobiotica
Lineage: Eukaryota; Fungi; Ascomycota; Eurotiomycetes; Chaetothyriales; Herpotrichiellaceae
Exons: 1
Coding region: 1-1566 (521 amino acids)
Biological process (GO): regulation of transcription by RNA polymerase II
Source: RefSeq, a predicted model, not a curated record